Molecule: messenger RNA, 1020 nt
Organism: Saitoella complicata NRRL Y-17804
Lineage: Eukaryota; Fungi; Ascomycota; Saitoellomycetes; Saitoellales; Saitoellaceae
Exons: 2
Coding region: 12-878 (288 amino acids)
Biological process (GO): protein localization to microtubule plus-end; regulation of microtubule polymerization or depolymerization; spindle assembly
Cellular component (GO): microtubule plus-end; cytoplasmic microtubule; microtubule organizing center
Molecular function (GO): microtubule plus-end binding
Source: RefSeq, a predicted model, not a curated record
AAAAUCCAGCAAUGGGAGAAUCCCGUCAAGAACUCAUCGGAUGGCUUAACCAGCUCCUCCACCUCCAACUGACCAAGGUCGAGCAGUGCGGUACCGGUGCGCCGCUUUGUCAGGUUUUCGACUCGAUUUAUGGGGAUGUGCCGAUGGCGAGAGUGAAGUUCGACUGUAAUGCCGAAUACCAGUACCUAGCAAACUUCAAAAUCCUCCAAAACACCUUUGCAAAACACGGCAUCACCCAAGGCCUCCCAGUCGAGCGACUCGUCAAGUGCAAGUUCCAGGAUAACCUCGAGUUUUUGCAGUGGGUUAAGCGGUAUUGGGAUGCGUAUUAUCCUGGGGGCGAGUAUGACGCUGUUGGACGAAGAGCGGGGAAGCCUGGGGGUGUGUUGGCUCCUGUUGGUGGUGGGCGCUCGGUUGGGGGUGGAACGAGACGGGUUCCGUCGUCUGCGGCGUCUAGACCUACCGCGAGCGGCACCCGCGCACCAUCCUCGACCUCCACCGCUCGCGCACCUUCAGCGACAUCAACCACCGCCGCCUCCACCGCCGCCCUCCAAAAAGCCCAAUCAGAAGUAAGGACAUUGACAUCCCAACUUGCCGAAUCCCACGACCUCAUCGCCUCCCUCGAACGCGAACGCGACUUCUAUUUCGGUAAACUCCGGGAUAUCGAGGUUCUCGUGCAAGAAUACGCCGCGACUGUGCGGCCGGAGGAAGCGCCGGAAGUGACGACGUUGGUGGGGAAGGUACAGGGGAUUUUGUAUGAGACGGAGGAGGGGUUUGAGGCGCCGGAGACGGAGGAGGAGGGGCUUGUGGAGGGGGUUGAAGGGGUUGCGAUUGAUGAGAAUGGGGCGGCGUAUGCGGAAGAGGAUUUGGAAACUUUCUGAGCGGGGUGAGGGGGUGAGAGGAGGAGGGAAGGGUAUGGACUGUUACUGUGGCUUCGGGGCUUUGAUCACUUUGACAAAGUUCUGUCAAUUGCAUGCAUAAUCAACACCAACACAACCUUUUUCCGUGACCUUGUGGCCGGGU